AUGGGCGGGGCCUCGGGGGAAGGAGGCCGAGUGGGUGUCAGCCUCAAGGCAGAACAGCAGGUGGAAGACCCCAGAGACCUAACUGAGGAGCUGCUCCGUGGCUUCAAGGAGGACGAUGGGGUGGAGGUGACUAGGAAGGUGUUGAUGGCCAUAAGCCAGCAAGACCUGGCGGAGAGAUUGACAAAAACAACAGGAUCUGAGAGAAGGAGAGCACUCCAGGACCUCCUGUCCAAGCUGAAGAUAGACCAGCACAGAAGCACGAAGCUGGGGUUGAGGGAUCUUCAGGAAAUCAACACAGGAAGUUCAAAGGACUGGACUCCUCAGGCAUUAGGGGACUUACCGUGGCAUUUCCUAAGGAAGGUGAUGGCUCUGAACGGGAUGACCAGAAACACAAGCCUUGGGCAUGGGGAGCUUGACGAUGAAGCAGUCAGUGAGGAGGAGGAGGAGGAACUGUAUAUUGAGGAUGAUUUUUUUUCUCUUAAUGACACUUGCACUACUGAUUCCCUGCACCCCCUCGAUGUUCUCUGUGCCGUUCUGCUUUGCUCAGACAGUUUCCUGCAGCAGGAGAUCCUGUCCAAAAUGUCCAUGUGCCAGUUUGCCCUCCCUCUGCUGCUGCCUGCCCUCGACACCCCCAGGUGCACCCUACUGCUGUGGGCCAUGAGGGACAUUGUGAGGAAGUGGAGGCCGCACUCUCUGGCAGAGAGCAGAGGGUUCAGGGAGGAGAGCCUGGUGCUCAGGUCAAUGCCAACCAUUUCCUUUGUGCGGCUGGGGAGCUGCAGCUUCUCCAAGUCCCAACUCCUCAAUGAGGUUCUCAGCCCCUCCCAGCAGUACCAUGAUUUCUUCAUCCAUCGGGACAUGGAGUCUGGGAACGUCCCUCGGGAAAUUGCAGAUGGGCUGGUUGAGAUUUCCUGGUAUUUCCCUGCUGGGAGGGAGAAUUUGGAUCUUUUCCCAGAGCCCAUCGCAGUUACAAACCUGCGGGGAGACAUUGAGUCACACUGGCUGCAGUUCAGCUUUUUAACAGAGAUCUCGUCAGCAGUGUUCAUAGUUACUGAGAGCAUCAGUGAGAGACAAUACGCACUGUUAUCAUCUCUGCAGGGAUCAGCUGCUCAAUACUACUUCAUCCUCAGUUCCCAGGCUGAGCAAUGCAGUGAAACUCUGGGUUUCCUUAAUAAAUUAGCGCCAGUGCUGAAACUGAACAAAUUAAAUGUGCUGGAGAAAAGCAACAGCACAAAUGAGACAGAAUUUGUAGAAAAUCUCCAGCGCACGAUACGAAGCAUAACGAACUCCUCCAACAAGAGAGUAAAUAUGGAAGCCCUGGCUGCAGCAGCACGUGAAUUAGGUGUCCUGGUAGAUGAGGACCUUGAGGAAUGUCAGAGCGGACGCAAGUGGGCUAGAGAAAUUACCAUGAAUAUGAGAGAUGUGACCAAUUGCAAGGCAGAAAUGCUGAAACUCCAAGGAGAACUGUGGAAUACCGUGACUAAAGUAGAAAAAGAGCUGUGCAGAAUGAAAGAACAAGGAACUGUCCCUCCUGAAGACUAUAAAAUGCAGCUGAAAGAAAAACUGUCAGAGCUUCGUGCCCAGCAAAAUAAUUGUGAGCUUAACGAUGGGCUGAUUAAAUUUAUCAAUGGACUAGAACAACUGACUGCAGUGGAAAAACAUCACUUCCUCAAAUGGCUGAAAUAUUCUCUGGAUCACAUUGCUAAGGAUGAACAUUCCAGACUACAAGUUCAGUAUAAUGCUUUGGCAGGUGACCCACAAAAGCUAGAAGAACUGGGUGAAUUAAUCUCUGCUGGUUCCCUAGAGGUGAAGCAUUUCCUGCGUGAGUUGGGGCAGUUGUAUGAGGCUGAACACGCAAUGGUGAAGGAAGGCAAAAUAGCAGAUUGCCAAAGGCAAUUCACCCCUCUCCCAGGCAUAGCAGCUGACCUGAUGCUGGAAGGGUUUCCCAUGGAGCUGAUCGAUGGAGAUGUAUCCAACAUCCCACUGCAGUGGGUGACAGAUGUUCUGACUGAGCUCCAUACCAAGCUGGGGGGAAGGUCCAAAAUGGUGGUUCUAUCGGUGCUGGGAGGGCAGAGCACUGGGAAAUCCACCCUCCUCAACACCAUGUUCGGUCUGCAGUUUGCAGUGAGCAGCGGCCGAUGUACACGAGGAGCCUUCAUGUCACUCAUUAAAGUGGCAGAGAACUUUCAGCAGGAGCUGGGCUGUGAUUUCAUCCUGGUGAUAGACACAGAAGGACUGAAAGCCCCUGAACUGGCCAAAUUAGAGGACAGUUAUCAACAUGACAAUGAGCUGGCCACACUGGUGAUUGGAUUCAGUGACAUAACUAUCGUUAACAUGACUACGGAGAAUGCCACCGAAAUGAAGGAUGUUCUGCAAAUUAUGGUCCAUGCCUUUCUCCGAAUAAAGGAAAUCAGGCAAAAACCACAGUGUUUAUUUGUGCAUCAGAACGUCAGUGAUGUGUCUGCACAUGGACAAAACAUGAGGGACAGGAAACACCUCCUGGAGCAGCUGGAUGAAAUGACCAAAGCUGCAGCAAGGAUGGAAAAUCUACACAAAGAAGUGACAUUCUCAGAUAUUAUGGACUAUGAUCCAGAAAUACAUGAUUGGUACCUCCCUAGCCUGUGGCACGGAGUCCCUCCCAUGGCGCCAGUGAACUUGGAAUACAGUGAGAGCGUGGGGGAGCUGAAGAAACACCUGUUUCAGUUGCUAAGGAUCCAUUCAGAUGAGAUUCUUCCCAAAAACAUUCCCCAGUUUACUGAAUGGGUGAAAAGCCUGUGGAAUGCACUGAAGCACGAGAACUUCUGCUUCAGCUUCAGAAACCCCUUUGCUACGGAGGCCUACAACCAGCUGUCUGCCAAGUUUUCUGAAUUGCAAUGGGAGUUCCAAAAGAAUAUGCAUCUUUGGCUGUCCGAACAAGAAACUAUCAUCCAGAAUCAGGCACCAGAUGAACUGGAGAGUGAGGUCUUUGCUCAGUUAAGUCAGGGAACCCAGCAGAAACUGCAGCAUGAAGAAGACAAGAUUUUUGAAUGUUUGGAAAAAUAUAUAAAAGAUGGAGCAUCAAGCACGCACAUGUUAGAGAUCAAAGAAGAUUUCAUCAGGAGCACAAGAAGCACAACAUCUACAUUUCACCAUUAUUCACACCAACAGCUGGAGAGAGCAAAGAACAACAGAAAGCGCCAUUGUAAGUAUUACAAUAGCGAGGCUGAGUUCAGGAAAAUAAUUGAACAGGAGGUUGACAAGCUUCUUGAAGACUGCAGGAGUCGUGAGCAUAAACUAAAUAAUGAGGAACUGGAGCGGGAAUUCCAGGCAAUGUGGAGAGAGGUGUUGUCCGAGUCAAUGCUAUUUUCUUCAAUGAAGCGACCAAUUUUUCAAGAAAUGCAAAGCCUGCUGGAAGAGGACCUGGAGAUUCGAGGGAGACUGAUGCAUCAAGAAGCUCAGAGCUUGCUACAUUAUUCAAUGAGCUCUUUCACAAUGAAAAAAGAAUACUUAGAUUUAGCAUGGUCUGAAAUUUUGAAGGAAGUAUUCACAAACGAAAGCUGGCGUAAAGCAGAGGAACUUGCUACAUCCUUAAUGCACCAGUGCUCUGCUUACAUUGGUGAAAAAGCAAAUUCCAAAGGAGACUAUAACAAAAUCUAUUGCGGAGAAUUGCUGUGUAUGAUCAAUGAGAGACUCCGACAGGAGGACGUUUCAAAACUUCGCACUAGUGGCUGCUUUGAAGUUGACCUGAAGCUUCACAUUUUGGGAGAAGCUGCUAGUGUGUUUCAAGAAAUCCAUGAUAGUUCUCUGAAAGAAACUGACCCUUGGCAAAGUCUGAAGGAACUUAAACUUCAGUAUUUCUCCAUCCUGAAAGAUCUUUACUUAGACAAAGAGCAAAGUCACAAAAGAGCCAGGGAUUUCUGUGACCAGUGUCUGAAACCUGCCCUGGUGGACUAUAUGAAUAAGAGACUAGGAAUAGCAAUGGCGGAUGACAUUCUCAGAAGCGGACAGUCCACUGAUUACGCCAGCCGGGGCUUUUUCCAAUUUACCACACAGAAAAAAUUGUUGGAGGAAAAUGAUUUUUACAACUAUGUGAGCUAUAUCGAAGACUAUGAAGGUUUUGUGAAAAACUGGAUCCAGAUACACCUGGUUGAUCACUACAGUGAGAACGAAGGCCUGGAAGAUUUGGAGGGAGAGAUUCUAUCCACUGUAAUAGAGAGAGUCAGGGGCGCUCUGGAAAACUCCGAAGAUAAGUCUAACACAGUUUCGGCCUUUAUAGACAACUUUUGCCAAGUGCUGCAGAAAGAUCUGGUCAUUUCCAAAGACAGCUUAGUGGGGAUACGGUUUAUAAACUCCAUUAACACGGGGAAAUUCUCUGCUUUCAUUCAGACUUUCCUUUCUGACCUGGAGCAACAAAUCUUAGCUGAAUUUAAACAUUUGGAAAUAGAGUUUAAACUCUCCCUUCUAUCAGUGAAGCCCCGGGAUGAGAUCUUUAAGCGAGUGUUUGGCUGUGGGAAGCAGUGUCCGUUCUGUAAAGUCCCCUGUGAGGCAGUAGGUACUGAUCAUAAGGAGCAUUUUGCAUCGGUACAUCGGCCUCAAGGAUUAGGGUCAUACCGGUGCAGUGAAACAUACAUACUUUGUUAUGAUUUAUGCUCCUCCGCUGUGGUUGCCAAUGCCACAUUCCAAUGCCCGGAGACACAAUGGGAGAGUCAUCCUUUUAAAGAUUAUCGCAUUAUUUUUCCCGACUGGUGCAUCCAGCCGGACCCCAGCAUCAACACCUCUGAUUACUGGAAGUUUGUUUUUAAGGAGUUCAAUCAAGAAUUUGCUGAAAGGUAUGAUGCUGAACCAGCUGAUCUCCCAGGGGAUUGGGAAAAAAUAACCAAAGAGCAGGCUCUGGAAAGUCUGGAGGAAGCAUUCAGAAUGAAAUAACCAACAUGCUGAGAAAAUCCAUUUAAAUAGCAGUUCAUUCAACUCAGCAGAACAACAGUUGGUGAUGUCUGUUAUUUAAAUACUCAUUAAAAGUGUGUGAGUUUGUGAUCUGUGGAACAUAAGAACAUAAGAACGGCCGUACCGGGUCAGACCAAAGGUCCAUCUAGCCCAGUAUCUGUCUACUGACAGUGUCCAAUGCCAGGUGCCCCAGAGGGAGUGAACCUAACAG
Messenger RNA from Mauremys mutica (yellowpond turtle), 5131 nucleotides. RefSeq names its product up-regulator of cell proliferation-like. Gene Ontology annotation, molecular function: GTP binding. The record is from RefSeq and is a predicted model, not a curated record. The coding region runs from base 1 to 4902 and encodes 1633 amino acids. The transcript has 3 exons. NCBI's taxonomy places the organism in Eukaryota, Metazoa, Chordata, Testudines, Geoemydidae.